UUGGAUGGCCGUUCCGUAAUUUAUCUAAAGACGGUGGCAGUUUUGUAGUUGGACGCUAAACCGAUGGCGUUUUAGGAAUCAUCGCCGCAGUACAAAGGGAAGGAAACCAUCUUUCGCUCUGCAAAGUGCAGAAAGCAGAGGUAGAUUUGAGGUGAAAGAGAGAGAGAGAGACACAGAAGAGAAAAUCAUGGAUUCGGACUACGGUGUUCCCAGAGAACUCUCAGAUCUCCAGAAGCAUCACGCUCUCUACCAGCCAGAGCUCCCUCCCUGCCUUCAGGGAACUACAGUGAGAGUAGAGUUUGGUGAUUCCACCACUGCUGCAGAUCCUUCUGAUGCCCACACGAUCAGCCGGUCCUUUCCCCAUACGUAUGGUCAGCCUUUGGCUCACUUCCUGAGAGCAACUGCCAAGGUCUCUGAGGCUCAGAUCAUAACAGAGCAUCCACCAAUGAAGGUGGGAGUGGUCUUCUGUGGGAGACAGUCUCCAGGAGGGCAUAAUGUCAUUUGGGGUCUUCAUGACGCUCUUAAAGCUCACAACCCUAACAGUAUUUUGCUUGGAUUUGUUGGUGGAAGUGAAGGUUUAUUUGCUCAAAAAAUUUUGGAAAUCACAGAUGAUGUUCUUUCUACUUAUAAAAAUCAAGGUGGUUAUGAUAUGCUAGGACGGACAAAAGAUCAAAUAAGAACAAUUGAACAAGUAAAUGCUGCAUUAGCUACAUGCAAAGCUUUACAGUUGGAUGCUCUUGUCAUCAUUGGAGGUGUCACAUCCAACACGGAUGCAGCUCAGCUUGCAGAAACAUUUGCAGAAGCGAAAUGUUCGACAAAGGUUGUAGGAGUUCCUGUUACUUUGAAUGGAGAUCUGAAAAACCAGUUUGUUGAAACUAAUGUUGGUUUUGAUACAAUAUGCAAGGUUAAUUCCCAGCUCAUUAGCAAUGUAUGCACAGAUGCUCUCUCUGCAGAGAAGUAUUACUAUUUUGUUCGACUCAUGGGCCGGAAGGCAUCUCACGUUGCUUUGGAAUGCACUCUACAGUCACGUCCAAAUUUGGUCAUUCUUGGUGAGGAGGUGGCUGCAUUGAAGCUUACUCUUUUUGACAUAACGAAACAAAUUUGUGAUGCAGUUCAAGCAAGGGCAGAUAAAGAUAAAUAUCAUGGAGUAAUCCUACUGCCAGAGGGUCUUAUAGAAAGUAUUCCUGAAGUGUAUGCUCUCUUGCAGGAAAUACAUGGACUGCAUGGACAAGGUGUUUCCAUUGAUAACAUAUCUGCACAACUGUCUCCUUGGGCAUCUGCCUUGUUUGAAUUUUUGCCACCCUUUAUUAAGCGACAGCUGCUCCUUCACCCUGAAUCAGAUGACUCUGCACAGUUAUCUCAGAUUGAGACGGAGAAACUCCUAGCGCAGUUGGUAGAGAAUGAGAUGAACAAGAGAUUGAAAGAAGGUACUUACAAAGGAAAGAAAUUCAAUGCUAUCUGCCACUUCUUUGGCUAUCAGGCCCGGGGUUCUUUACCAUCGAAGUUUGACUGUGACUAUGCCUAUGUUCUUGGGCACAUCUGCUAUCACAUUCUAGCUGCCGGUUUGAAUGGAUACAUGGCAACUGUGACCAACCUGAAAAAUCCCGUGAACAAGUGGCGAUGUGGUGCUGCUCCAAUUACAGCAAUGAUGACUGUAAAGCGAUGGUCGCGGGGUCCUAAGGCCAUCUCAAUAGGCAAACCUGCUGUUCACCCUGCUACUAUUGACUUGAAAGGCAAAGCAUAUGAGAUGCUGAGACAAAACGCCGCAAACUUUUUGAUGGAUGACUUCUACCGAAACCCAGGGCCUCUUCAGUUUGAAGGCCCAGGCUCAGAUGCUAAGGCCCUGACCCUGUGUGUCGAAGAUCAGGACUACAUGGGACGGAUCAAGAAGCUCCAGCAGUACCUUGACAAGGUGAAGUGCAUUGUGAAACCAGGUUGUUCACAAGAUGUACUGAAAGCAGCCCUUAGUGCCAUGGCUUCUGUUACAGACAUUCUUACUGUAAUGACUUCACCUUCCAGUGUUCAGACUCCCUUCUAAGUUAAAUGAAACUUGCCAUCUCCUUAAAGAGUCCAAGC
Magnolia sinica is the source of this 2076-nucleotide messenger RNA. RefSeq names its product pyrophosphate--fructose 6-phosphate 1-phosphotransferase subunit alpha. Gene Ontology annotation, molecular function: ATP binding; diphosphate-fructose-6-phosphate 1-phosphotransferase activity; 6-phosphofructokinase activity. The record is from RefSeq and is a predicted model, not a curated record. Gene Ontology annotation, cellular component: cytosol. Gene Ontology annotation, biological process: glycolytic process; response to glucose; photosynthesis. Bases 188 to 2038 code for a protein of 616 amino acids. The transcript has 19 exons. Lineage: Eukaryota; Viridiplantae; Streptophyta; Magnoliopsida; Magnoliales; Magnoliaceae.